Messenger RNA from Racocetra persica, 528 nucleotides. The record is from the annotation of a GenBank genome assembly. NCBI's taxonomy places the organism in Eukaryota, Fungi, Glomeromycota, Glomeromycetes, Diversisporales, Gigasporaceae.
AUGGUCGCCCGUCUCCAUGAUACAUUUUAUGAUGCUAAGGCAACCUUGUUAUCAGAAGCCGAUAUUAAAGAAAUUAGAAAAUCAAGAGGUAGGAUACCCAAUGCAUCAAAAAUAAUAGCUAAAAAUUUUCAUAUUGGCCCUAAACGUAUUUAUGAAAUAUGGGACUAUAAAGAACACCUUCAGCAAGGUGUUAUUUCAUCUCAGUCUGUUUUGGAGAAAAAUUUCCAAAGUUAUAAAAAGAAACAGAUUCCUGAAGCGGUACCAGAAGAAGUAUCUACACCCCUUCUAUCUACAGAGAUUCCAAAAAAGAAUGGUCGAAAAGAGAAGAUUAAAAUAGAUGAGAAGCUGAUUACUGAAGCAACCAGUAUGGUGAAAAAAAAUAACAAAAAUAAUAUGGCCUCUUUCUCUGACAAUUCGUCUAAUACAUCCAAAAAAGAUAGGUUGGAAUCUCUUCUUGAAAACUUAGUCAAAUGUGGUGAAAAGCUUAAAAGCUUAACAGUUGAUACUUCUGAUAUCUCUUCUAUAUAA